Bubalus bubalis (water buffalo) is the source of this 2469-nucleotide messenger RNA. It is a transcript of the gene SDCBP2, whose product is annotated as syndecan binding protein 2. Lineage: Eukaryota; Metazoa; Chordata; Mammalia; Artiodactyla; Bovidae. The coding region runs from base 1505 to 2383 and encodes 292 amino acids. The transcript has 9 exons. Gene Ontology annotation, molecular function: protein binding. Gene Ontology annotation, cellular component: plasma membrane; cytoplasm. The record is from RefSeq and is a predicted model, not a curated record.
UGAUUCCUGCUCUUGCAUUGCCAAGUAUUUUGUGUUUUUUUUUUCCUACACAAGAUAGAAGUGGAGAAUUCUAUAUUUCCAGAUUUUAAAAUGUUGACACUAACUCAAACGAAAACAGAAAAAACAAGCCAGUGAAAGGCAAACAAAGCCUGUCUGGGCCCUCACAUCCUGGUUUCCAUCCUAGGAAGGGGCACGUUCGUACGACAUUAGUGCUUUACUCUACAAGGAGAAACGUGGAAGCCCAAGCGGAAUGCAUUGCUUCUGGAAAUAUUGAGUCAAUGUCCACGCUAGGGGCUGGUUGAUGUCCACAAUAAAUUAGAAGGUCCAGUUUCUGCCCAUUUGGAACUCCCAAUAGGUAGAUCAAGAGGCAGCUUCAGAGCAGUGAAUGAUCAACAGACUAAGAACAUGAGCUGGGAGAGCAGGCGAGUGUGUGGGCAGGGGGAGCACAAAUCAAGGCAAGUUUCCUGAAGAGCCCUCUGACAUGGAACACAGAAAAUAAUUGGAAGUUAGCCAGGUGGGGAGCACAGUGGGUAGAAAGGUAUGCCAGACAGAGGGCAUAAUAAUACACGCAAAGGCCUGGGGACACGAGGAAGUUCAGUUAAUUCAAGGAUCUAAAAGUAGCUCAUUGUGGCUGAAGCUGAGGGUGCAGGUUGGGAGAAAGACGUGUGGAAAAAAAGAAAGCAGGAGAAUUAGGCAGGGGGUGCAAGCAAAUGUCUAUUGGGACUCAGGGCCAAUGAGUAAAUUGGUCUUGAUGUAAGAGACAACAGAGGCUGAGGGGGUCUGGGGUGCCCGGGAGUUGGCUGCGACUCAAAUGUAGCCACUCAGCAGAGGUCCAGGGUUGCUAGAGCGUCCUGUUUUUCAGGAGCAGUGUGAAGCUAGAUUAUUAAGUGCGGUGUCUCGAGUUCUGCAUUUACGCUUUUAACUUUGAAUGUAUAAAGUCCUUGGCAAGGUCAAACAACAUCUGUUUGCAUCUGGCCUGUGAGCCACUGGUUCCAUUCUCUGAAGGAAUCAUAAAGGGCAUGUGGACUGGAUUCCGAGAGUGGGGGAGCCACUAGGGGUGCUUUAAUCAGGGGCAUGGCAUUCCAGGCUCACACAGAAAGGACCUGUUGGCUGGAGAACAGCAGUCGAGUUGACUCACUGGAGAUGUUGUGAUUCCUGCAGAAGAGCGGGGAGAUGGAGGAGGACAAUGUGGGGAUGGGCGGGGAGAUGGAGGAGGACAGCAUGAGGAUUAGUGAUGGGAUGUGGGGAUAAUAGGGUGUGAUGGCAGACUAGAAGGGAUGGUGUGUGUACGGGGUCCUUAGGGAGGCUUAAAGUUGAUAUGUGUCAAGGCAGCAGGUGCAGAGGAAGGACAAGGAAGAGUGAUGGAGGAAGAUGACCUUGACCCCUGGGGAUCACUCCGGCGAGAUGCCCAGAGAUUCUGGACCUGGUCCAGGAAUGUGGGCCCAGUGCAGUGAAUAGGACCCCCUGGAUUGCCAGGAACUGCAGGGUGUUCCAAGGAGCAACCAUGGCCACCCUGUACCCAUCUCUGGAGGACCUGAAGGUGGACCAGGCCAUGCAGGCCCAGGCCAGAGCUGUACCCAGGAUGCCUGCCCUGCCAGUACGGGGAAAAGGGGACUCCCAGCCUCCACUUUUGUACCCUAACCUGGCAGAAUUGGAAAACUAUAUGGGUCUUUCCCUCUCCAGCCAAGAAGUCCAGCAGAGCCUGCCUCAGACUCCAGAAAGUGCCAGUGCAGCGGUCUCGGGCCCUUCGCCGGGCCAGGUGGUGGCGCCGGUGUCCGGUAACAGCCUGGGCGCGCUGCGUGCGGAGAUCAAGCCCGGGGUGCGCGAGAUCCACCUAUGCAAGGACGAGCGUGGCAAGACGGGGCUGCGGCUGCAGGCCAUCCACAAGGGGAUCUUCGUGCAGCUGGUCCAGGCCAACACCCCUGCAUCCUUGGUGGGGCUGCGCUUUGGGGACCAGAUUCUGCAGAUUGAUGGACGCGACUGUGCUGGGUGGAGCACGGACAAAGCCCACCAGGUGGUGAAGAAGGCAUCGGCCGAGAAGAUUGUCAUAGUCGUUCGGGACAGGCCGUUCCAGCGGACCAUCACCAUGCACAAGGACAGCACAGGCCACGUCGGCUUCGUCAUCAAGAAGGGGAAGAUCAUCUCUUUGGUCAAAGGGAGUUCCGCGGCCCGUAACGGGCUCCUCACCAACCACUAUGUGUGUGAGGUGAAUGGGCAAAACGUCAUUGGGCUGAAGGACAAAGAAGUCACAGAGAUUCUGGCCACCGCCGGGAACGUCAUCACCCUGACCAUCAUCCCCACUGUCAUCUACGAGCACAUGGUCAAAAAGUUGUCCCCGACCCUGCUGCACCACACCAUGGACCACUCUAUCCCUGACGUCUGAGGCCACGGGACAGCAGCUCAGGCCUGUCACCCUCCUGCCAGAAAGGGAAAGUCCGUGCCUGCGGAGGCGCGCUGCCUGGGGGCGGG